Messenger RNA from Sesamum indicum (sesame), 1268 nucleotides. The record is from RefSeq and is a predicted model, not a curated record. Lineage: Eukaryota; Viridiplantae; Streptophyta; Magnoliopsida; Lamiales; Pedaliaceae.
AUGAUUAAUGAUGAUAUCAUUAUUGGGUUUCCACAGGUGUCCUGGAAGAGAGAAUCUGCUGAUGAGCCUGAGUUGUAUUCACAUUCAUAUAUUUCGUUCUAUGAAGCAAACAGCAAUGUUAAUUGCAGUCAUGCAAAAACAAGUUUGCUCACGAACGAGGAGAAAGACGACUCGGACCGUAUCUCUAGAGUAACACUACCCCGGAUAAGGAAUUCGUCGUUGCACAAGCAACUAACCGAAGAACUCCCAGUUGGACAUGGAUGUAGCUUUUCUCAGACAGUAUUCAAUGGUGUGAACUUGAUGGUUGGAGUUGGACUCCUUUCAAUGCUGUAUACAAUGCAAGAAGCUGGCUGGAGUAGCUUGGCUGUUCUUAUUCUCUUUACACUUAUCUGCUUUUACACAGCUUAUCUUAUGAAAUGCUGCUUUGAAAGCAGGGAAAGCAUCAUAACAUACCCGGACCUUGGAGAAGCUGCAUUUGGGAGAUACGGACGCCUUCUCAUAUCGAUCAUUUUGUAUGUAGAGUUAUAUUCAUACUGUGUGGAGCUUAUCAUUUCGGAGGGGGACAAUCUCACCGGGAUUUUCCCUGGAGCACUUUUGAAUUGGGCGGGCAUUGAGCUCGAUUCCCUCCACUUCUUCGUCAUCGUUGCAGCUCUCGUAAUACUACCAACCUUUUGGUUGAGGAAUCUUUGAUUGAUAUCAUAUCUUUCAGCUGGUGACAUUCUUGCAACUUUAGUUACGGUUGUCUGCUUGAUUUUGAUCGGGACGGUUGACGGUGUUGGCUUCCGUCAGAGAGGUGUUCUGAAGUGACAUGGAGUUCCUCUUGCAAUUGGUGUGUAUGGGUUCUGCUAUGGUGGGCAUCCUGUGUUGCUGAAUAUAUAUCAGUCGAUGGUCGAUAAAACAAAGUUCACCAAAGCACUUUUUAGCAUGGUAAGCGGGCUUUUAUGAUUCUCGAGACAUUGCAAAACAGAUUGGCGGAACAUUUGCAAAAACGAAAAAGUAAAAACUAACAGAACUGCAAUACACGACCACCCGUCAACUGUACAUAACUAGGAUGUCCUUAGAACACUGUGAAAAUCACCAACAUAUUCCUAGCAUCAAACAAAGUGUUUAUGCCAAAAGUGUAUGGUUGGAUCAGCUUCCACACAGCAACAACAUUUCCAGAUUAUUACAAUAUCACAUGUAUUUUCACUUAGAACUGAUAAUGGAGGAGUUGCAAUGCUGGGCUUUCUCAUGUCUGGGCAGAGGACACUAUCCCAGAUAACUUUCAA